This is a messenger RNA of Lytechinus pictus (painted urchin), 3734 nucleotides long. Its product is annotated as ankyrin repeat domain-containing protein 50-like. NCBI's taxonomy places the organism in Eukaryota, Metazoa, Echinodermata, Echinoidea, Temnopleuroida, Toxopneustidae. Gene Ontology annotation, molecular function: protein binding. The record is from RefSeq and is a predicted model, not a curated record. The coding region runs from base 522 to 1334 and encodes 270 amino acids. The transcript has 11 exons.
CCUGUUUAUAUGUCUCUUUUGUUACCGGACUACAGCGUACAUUGCUACCAUGUCAACAGUCAAUACUCAACGGAGAUUGUGUGCUCUUAAAGCUGUGCAGACAAUACCCUGGGGUGUCGCGAGCUCGAACGCCCGAGAAGCGAACGCAACAAGCCUGCGAAUAAUCUCCAAAAUAAUGGCUAUAAAGUAAAAAGCGAACACACAAUACUAGUACGUACACGCACCACAUACACAAUCAAUCAUUCUUUCGCUGCAUGUUUUAGCGAUCAGGAUUACAACCAAGCGACAGGUGGGAAUAUCGCGAGUGGUUUUUAUUCAUAUUCUGUUGGCGCCGAACGAAAAAGUGGAUAUACUAUCUGUAUUAGAUUGGAAAGUGGCGAGAAAUUAUCCAUAGCUGGAAAACUACGGAAUAAACCCCUCUCCAUCGAAUUCUGUUGAUAUUUCAACAACUUGUUAUCAUAUUUCUCACCGUGAUGGUUCCGGUUCUUCUCGCCUGGUGGUAACUGCAUCAUUUAAAGAUCAUGAGUAAUUGGAGUAUCAAACAACGAUUGCGGGAGGAAAUUUUGGAAGCCGUUGAAAAAGGAGAUACGGAGAAAGUUGAAUACUUGCUUGACAGAGGAGCAGAUGUAAACGAAAGUGAGGGAGGUUAUAUUGCCAAGAAAACUGUUCUGUUAUUAGCAAUAGAGAAAAAUCAUGAACACAUUGCAAAGCUCUUGGUUGAUAAGGGUGCUGAUUUAACCGUCACUGUAACAUUAACUGGUACGAAAAAGACGUUACCCGACAUUGCCAGAGACAAGGGAUUCAAUGACUUGGCUAACCACAUGCAAUAUAAACUUGACAUGAAUGAGAGAUUAACAGCUUCGGUUAAAGACGGUUAUAUCGAUUACGUACAAGACAACAUCAAUCGAGGUGGUGAUGUCAACGUCAUGUAUCGACCUCCUGAAAUAGACCAACCAGAUUGUACACUAUUACAACUAGCUCUCAUAAAAGGUCACGUGGAUAUUGCCAAGAUCUUACUUCAAAAUGGCGUCGAGUUACAUUACGUGAUGAAGUGGGAUGAUCAGUCAGAAGAUACGGCGAAAACCUAUGCAGAAAGAAUGAAUUAUGACGAUAUUGUCAAAUUAAUCGAGGAAAAAUUAAAAGUAUUACCAAACAACAAUUCCAAAGUGGCUAAUGGGAACGGCGUUUCAAAUUAUGAGGAAAUCAACGAAACGAAAGGAAAACACGUUGAAGUAUAUGAUAUAGAAGACGUGGAUGAAUUGCAGGAAAACAACACAGCUCCAGCUAUGCAGGCUCAUCAGAAGAAGAAGAAUGGCAACUGCGUCAUUAGUUGAUAUUGCAAUCAAGCAAAAAAAAAGACUUUGAAUACUGCUUCCAGUAUAAGCGCCUGUUGUCAUGGUGAGAUUGGUACCAAUGACUUGAUCCGUCUACAAGGAGUCCAUCAUCUUCUGAGGAAACACCCACCAAUCCUCCGCAUUCUCCCAAACUAGCUAGGCUGCUUCUUUUUAUGGCUUUACAAACGAGCAUAAAAGGACUCAUGACAGGCCCCAGCAUUUCCCCAUGUUCUGAUCAAGUAUCUAUCUUCAUCUCAAGAGUAUUAAUACCUCCCAAAUCUAAUAUAAUGAUACGAUAAUGUAUUUUUAAGAACAUAACUCAAUGGCUUGUUUUAAAAGAGGGUUUAUCAAUUUCUGCGUUAUUCAAAUUUCGGAAUUGAUAAUCAUUCUUAUGUAGGUCUCAUAAACAAAGUUAAACCAAGCUAAUUAAUCAGCUUUGGAAUGAUACAUCAACUGGUGACGUCACUUAUCUUCGCCUGGAGUUCCGCCAUGAUAAUUUAUGACAAUCAAACAUAGUUGAGAUGUAAUAUAAUCAUUAGGGAAAUUAUCUGGAAAUAAUGCUGCACAUUGUUAUGUAAUUGCACACUAAAAACUGAAAUGUUAAAUGAGCAGUAUUAUUGAAAGGUUGGAGGAGUUACAACCUUUACCAAAGGUUGCAUUGCCCUCUUUAAAUGGUUUGAUCCAUGCAACACUUAGUUGGAUUCAGCUUUAUGCAAUGUUGGAUACAACAUUUUGAAAAAGUUGCCAUUCCUCCGACCUUUCAAUUGCUGAUUUAACAUUGCAGUUUUUAGUGUGUGCUAUUAGAAUAAAUAUUCCCAGCAAGUUAGGAGUAAUAACAGUCGUCGUGUAAAUAAAUAUGUCAGUAAAUUAUGAGAGUCGCAGAUCAAUUAUUGAUAGAUGACAUCUAUAGGUUUCUUGUGUGUUUCAGAAAUUGUGUUGCCAUGGUAACGUGCGAAGUUGUAUAAACAUUUUAUACAUUUUAGAUCGAGUAGGAAUUAAUCUGAAAUUAUUUUAAUCGUAAGGGAACAUCCGAAUUUAGAUUAAGGAGUUUUAUUUAAUACAGUAUUGAUUAUGUAUAUUACAAUAUUUCUAAACUUAUUUUGGAUUCAACCUGAAUUAGAAAUCAAACUUGGCUUGACAUUGAAUAAUAUAUUACCGUUAAGUUUUAGACAGCUAAUUAUGAUAUCAGAAUAAAUAAAGCACCGAAUUCCAGUUCUAUGAUAGCGUGCAAUAUUUUAUUUGAUAUUGAUGACCUCCGUCCUUUUUGUAACAAGUAUAAUAUAGUUUUAUUAUCAUGUAAUGCGUAGUUAUACUUAUAUAUAUUUUGUGAAAUAAAUUUUGUUGAUAAAUAAUAUAUAAAAUGAUAAUAGUGUGUGUAGGCUUAAAAUUUAGCUUAUAAUUAAUUUUAUUUCUAGAUAUAUCCUAUUUUUCAAUCGUGGACAAAUUUCACGAUUUUCCAGCCCAAUUUCACAUUAAUAAUAGCGAAAAACUUUACGAAAGACCCAAAUCAAUAAUGGAAUCUGUGUAGCCCCCUUCCCCCCCAAAAAAAAAAUAGAUGAAAAAAAUUACAGUAACCAAUGCAAUUUUAAGUCGCGCAGCAAGUUGCCAGGAAUUCGAUGCAUUUUCAUUUUGACGGUAAAUUUCUGGCAACUCGCUGCUAAGUUUUUAUACUCUGAUUUACAUUAGGGUCUUUUAAACUGAUUUCACCAUUAAAUUGGGUCUUCCGUAAAGCUUACGCUAUUUUCACAGUAAAAUUCGGCCUGAAAUUGCGGUUUGCCUGUUAAAGUUACGUUUUUUUUAUAGUGAGUAUAAUAUACCUCAGUGAAACUUAUGUUUGAUUUUUGAUAAACAAUAUUAAACAAUAUCUUUGAUGGGCACCGGUCAACAUAUGGACUUACUGCUCUGUCAGAGUAGUAUGGUCACCAAACCUUUAUCAAUUUGCCAAAUUUGCUUGAAGUUUUCAUCUGUCUAUUGCCCCCUGAAAAUAUUCACUCUUUAAAGAGUUAAUUUAUCUAUAAGUGAAAAGAUCCCAUUUUGGAGUGACCUCAUUGAACGCUUCAGUUGGGAAUGAUGAGUAAUCCCUGAGAUCAAUCAAGACAUGCACAUUUCAUUCUAAAUCCACUACCGAUUUAGUCUUUUGUAAUUUACUCAUAAAAGAGAAUGAUAAUUCACUCAUUUCCAGUGAAUACUCUUCAAGGUGGCAUGGCACUUGAUCUAUAGGCGAUUUAUAUGUUUGUGUAUAUGCACUAUAGUAGCUGAAUGUGAAUUUUAAAUCUCAGUUUUAUUACAUGCUCAGUGAACAAAACAUCUCAAAAGUGUCUAUAAUACAAUGAUGGUUUAUGUAUAUAACUUUAUUGUUUGUGGGUGUGCAUUGUAGAAAGUAAUUUAUCAUCACAAAUA